AUGGGUUUCUGUGGCUUGAAGCCGUUGUUCCAUCGGCGUAGCAAGACGUUUGCUUUCGAGAUCAAACUUUUAGAGUUUGGAAAAACUGGGAUUUCUGAUACUUCAUUGUCCUCAAACAUGUGUGUCGUUAUUGUUAUUUUUCAUGAUGAUAUGGUGGCCGUCAAUUUCAAGCUUUCACUUUCCUGGAAAACUGGAACUGUUGCAAUGAAAGGCCAAAGCACGCCCAGGAAUAUGAAGCCAUCGAAAUUUAAGAAAAAAAGAAGAGAAGAGACUAUGAAGAGUUCAGUUGUGAGUGCAGACCAAAAGGUUCUCAUGAUGGAGCUCCAAAAGAAGAUCUUGGUCUUCAGGGACAUCUUGGACCUCCCUCCUUGUGAUCCCUCUGCUUCAUUACAUGAGCUGGUAAUUAAGACACUGGAGAAUCUGCAAAGGCUUUACCCAGAGGUGAUACCAGGGAAUGAAGUGGCAGAGAUUAAGAACAAGUUUAUUGAUGAGCGUCUAGCCUACUUCUGCAAGGCUUUGAAGUCUCUUGGAGAGUCAUGGCUUGUGAACAAUAAUGAUUCUAUGGUCAAGUUCAACUUUGAGUUCCCUUCAUGUAAAGACGGAGGCAAUAUGCAGCAACUAGGUGAAGCUUUAAUGGCGACACUGAAUCAGUUGAUAAAAAUAAUAGGGAGUGAGAAGUUUGAGGUGAAGGAAGAGGAAGAGCAGAAGAAAGAGCUGAGAUACAGCUUACAGAAUAAUCAGAAUAAUAAUGGAGAAAGCCCGCCAAGAAGUUCAUCGGCUUCAUCAUCUUCCUCGUCGUCAUCACUUCUCUGGUCUCUCAGGCUUGAAGCUCUGGGAAAGUUGAGUCCUCUUGAUAUCAAGCGCUUAUCCUUCCACAUGCCACAACCUGACACAGCACAAGAGAAAUUAUCAAAAGCUGAGGAGGAUGAUAAGAAUAAUGAUAAUAUGGAAGUGGAUGGUAAAUUUGAAAAGGACAAUUCAGAGGAUCUUGUUUUUCAUAUGGAUGCAUCGGAGGAAUCUGUUUCUGAUACUCCAAAUGAUCAUACAAUGUCUGAAACACAUCUUCCAAUUAGCCAUUCACCUUCAUCACCUCCUCCUCCGCCGCCACCCCCACCAUCACUGCCUCAAUUGCAGCAAAAUGCAGUAGUCGUGGAAGCACCACUGCCGCCUCCUCCUCCGUCGCGACCCCAGUUGCAGCAAAAUGCGACGGUAGUAGGCCCAAGACCGCCGCAGCCACCUCCUCCUCCGCCAUCCGCACCUAGCUUGCAGCAAAAUGCAGCAACGACCAAUUCUCCGCCGCCACCUCCGCCUCCCCUUCCUCUGCGGCCAGGUUCAGCUCCACCACCCCCUCCACCCGUGCUCCCACCAGGAGGCGGAGUUCCGGCCCCUCCACCUCUGACGCCACCAGGAAAUGGAGGCACCCCUCCGCCGCCGCCUCCAGGUGGCGCAGGCAGGUGCCUUCGUCCCAAAGUGACAACCAAGUUGAAAAGAUCGUCCCACAUAGGCAAUCUGUAUCGAACUCUCAAGGGAAAAGUGGAAGGAUCGAGCUUGAAUGCCAAAUCAUGUGGUGAGAGAAGGAGUCCGAUUGGGCAAAGCACCGCCGCCGGAGGAAAACAAGGCAUGGCCCAAGCUCUUGCAGAGAUGACCAGAAGAUCAUCUUACUUCCAACAAAUAGAGGAAGACGUUAAGAAGUACUCAAAACAAAUCACAGAGAUGAGAUCUUCAAUAUCUAACUUCAAGACGAACGAUAUGACAGAGUUGGUCAAUUUCCACAAAGUUAUUGAAUCUGUACUUGAGAAUCUAACAGAUGAAUCACAGGUGUUGUCACGAUUUGAAGGUUUCCCCACGAAGAAGUUGGAAGCUAUAAGAAUGGCAGCCGCGCUAUACAAUAAGUUAUAUUCAAUAGUGUCAGAGCUUCAAAAUUGGAACAUAGUGCUUCCCUCGGAUCAGUUUCUGGACAAGGUUGAACGUUAUUUCAACAAGAUAAAGACAGAAGUGGAUGCAUUGGAUCGAACCAAAGAAGAAGAGUGCAAGAAAUUUAAGAGUCAUAACAUCGAAUUCGACUUCACCAUUCUCAUAAAAAUCAAGGAAGCAAUGGUGGAUGUUUCCUCCAACUGCAUGGAGUUAGUGUUAAAGGUAGGUGUGUGUGAGAGGCGCGAAGAUUCAGGAUCAAAGGGUAAAAAUGGGAAUGCAAGAAUGUUAUGGAGGGCUUUUCAGUUCGUAUUUAGGGUUUACACUUUUGCUGGUGGGCAAGAUGACCGAGCAGACAAGCUUACGAGAGAACUAGCUCGAGAAAUAGAAAGCAAUCCCAUCAACGCAUGAUUUUAUUUAUUGCAAGCCUUCAUUUAAACUCAAUUUAGUAAACAGACUUUCUAAGAUAAAGAAUAUAUCUUCUAUAUAUACUUGAUACACACAAACACACACACAGGCACACUGUGCUAUAUUAUAUUAUAAGACUAA
This is a messenger RNA of Neltuma alba, 2460 nucleotides long. RefSeq lists its product as uncharacterized. The record is from RefSeq and is a predicted model, not a curated record. Bases 1 to 2322 code for a protein of 773 amino acids. Lineage: Eukaryota; Viridiplantae; Streptophyta; Magnoliopsida; Fabales; Fabaceae. The transcript has 11 exons.